This is a messenger RNA of Seriola dumerili (greater amberjack), 2091 nucleotides long. It is a transcript of the gene smim14, whose product is annotated as small integral membrane protein 14. The record is from RefSeq and is a predicted model, not a curated record. Gene Ontology annotation, cellular component: endoplasmic reticulum. Lineage: Eukaryota; Metazoa; Chordata; Actinopteri; Carangiformes; Carangidae. The transcript has 5 exons. Bases 208 to 525 code for a protein of 105 amino acids.
UGCGUCGUGAAGAAUAGCUGGCUGGUUCACGUGUAUUAAACAAAACACAGACGGUCGGUUGACAUGUCUGCGAUUUAACGGUGUCGUUGGAGUGCAACAGUGCAACAGCAGGAGCAGCAGCACCUCCACCUCCCAGACCCUUUCAACAACAGGAGACGUUUUCCGAACAUCGACGAAGCUCAAGUGGACAACACUGUCCGGUGAGAAAUGGCAGAGGGAGGCUUUGACCCUUGUGAGUGCAUCUGCACCCAAGAGUAUGCUAUGAGGCGCCUCAUCAACCUGCUGAGGCAAUCUCAGUCCUACUGCACAGACACAGAGUGCCCUCAAGAAUUGCCAGGUCCCAGCGGGCAAGUGGGCGGAGGAGGUGACCUGACCCUUCCCAUGGUUCUGAUGGGAUGGGUGGUGGUGGCUCUGGUCCUGUUCCUGCUGCGCCCCUCCAGUCUCAGGGGUCCCCGUCCCACAGGCAAACCCACUGGACCCCACAAUAGCGAUGGAAGAGAGCCCCCAGCACCUCCUGUUGACUAGCAGAGGAGCCACUCUACCAGCACUCCUCCACCUGCUCUGACUGGAGCUGCACAGUUAGCUAGUAACUAUGACCAAGACAGCGUCAUCUCCCUGUCAACCUUCAUACAAAUAUCUUUUGCUUUAUUUUCUUUUUCUAAUAACACAUCUUUGUUGGGUAGAUCUGUCUUUGAUUCUUGUUACUAGAGCCCAACUGAUAAUGGAUUGAUGAUGCCAAUGGAUAUAUGACAUUUGAGUGUUGAAAAACAUUAGAUGAUAUAAUGAUCAAUAUUAAUUUUUUGACACAAACACACAACAUGAACAAUGGUGGCAGUUAUUCUGCCUCUGCUCCAGCUUUGGUCAUUUUUGACAGGAAAUUUCAUAAUAACCACAAAAAACACAUCUUUAAAAAACAAAAAAAACAAAAAACAAAACAAAAAAACCUUGGUUUUGCAUAUCUGCCAACAUAUAUGGUGAUAUAAUGUACCUGUGAUAAGCCAGUUCUGACCGAUAAUAUUAGCCAACAAUAUCAGUGUGUUAAUGCAUCAGUUGGGUUUCUGUGUUGUGUUUCAUCACAUCUUUAAUCCAGAGGUGUGGCAUCAUUCUGAGUUAGUUCCUUUUUGCAGCUCUGGUGCAGACAGAUCUUCAGAAACUCAGACAUGAGCUCAAAUUGAAGGAAUGUUUCACAUGGGUUGGGGGAGAAGGGAGAGGGGCAGCAGAGAAGUUUUUGGGCAGUUAAAUUGUUGUUCUGGUUUUUGCUGAGUAAUGAAGGGUGGCAGGUUCUUCAGACUCUUUAAAACAUUCCUCUCUUUCCACUUUAAAGUUACAAGUCUAAACAGUGAUAGUAAUUAUGUCAUAUCACUUUUAAUAGCAUAUUUAAACCAGCACAAUGACAGACUUCAAUAGAUUUAUUUGCUUAAAUUGAAGUCUGAGUUAGUAUUUCAUGCACGAUAAUAUGGCAUGUUGAUUUUGAUGCAGUUAAUCAAUCUUAUGUGUUUACAUCCAGAUUACAUAUUCUCCUGAGCCAACAAAUACUCAGAUCUCUAAUAUACUAUAAACUAUAUUUCCAAUAACAUGCCUGUCCCUUAAACUGAUUUUAUUUGCCAACUCAAAAACAGGUUGUGAGCUCAACAAUGACAUAUUAUCACCCUAUAAUGUUCAUAUGGCAAACGGUUGCUUAUUUACACAUCCAGCAGUCAUGGAGCAACAUUAGCACUCAUUCACAUGGAGUCCUGUUUGUAUCCACUUGAUGAAUAUAGGCCUAAUUUUCACUUUUCUUUUAGCUCUGUUUUUGGUCUAUACUAACUCCUGAGGGCAAUGUCAGGCUCUUUAGCUGCUAAAUGCUAAAUGGUGCUGAGCAGGUAGUGCAUAGUGGGGUUUUAGAGCUUUUCUCUGAAAACAGAAAACAACACUAUGAGAGCGGUGAGAGUGAACCAAAACAAUAAGGUUUUUAGCCAGACAGCUAAACAAUGAGCUGGAACUUGCUAUAAAACUCUGUAAAGUUGACUGGAGCUGCUGAUUUCAGGUGAUAAUUCUGUGUAUGUUCAUCACUACCAGCAACCCCUUUCACAUUGUCUUCACAUUGUCUUC